Messenger RNA from Mytilus trossulus (common blue mussel), 1245 nucleotides. RefSeq names its product 5-hydroxytryptamine receptor 1F-like. The record is from RefSeq and is a predicted model, not a curated record. NCBI's taxonomy places the organism in Eukaryota, Metazoa, Mollusca, Bivalvia, Mytilida, Mytilidae. The transcript has a single exon. Gene Ontology annotation, cellular component: plasma membrane. Bases 1 to 1245 code for a protein of 414 amino acids. Gene Ontology annotation, biological process: G protein-coupled receptor signaling pathway. Gene Ontology annotation, molecular function: G protein-coupled receptor activity.
AUGAGCAAUAAUAAAAGUUACGCGAACAAUGAUGAUAUGAACGUCUUUAACACAUCAUUUUUAAAUAAAGAUAUCGUUCUUUGGAUUUACAACGAAACUCAUCUUCAAAGACGUCUUCCAGCUAUGAUUUUGUCUGGAUUUCUAAUGCUGGUCGGUAUCAUAGGUAACACACUAGUUGUAUAUGCCUACGGAAUGAAGUUCAAGAAAUCUUCAGCUAACUUUUUCAUAUGUUCGUUAGGAGUAAUAGAUCUAACAUGUUGUGUUUUAAGCAUUCCUUUCGAGAUAUUUACGUUACGCUUCCAUUAUGUAAAUUUUAAUACUGUAGCCUGCAAAUUUUUUCGAGGAGUUGGAAUGGCUGUUUAUAUUGCAGAAGGAUUCAUGCUUGUAUUCAUCGCUUUUGACAGAUAUUACAAAGUUUGCAGACCAUUAAAAGUAAGCUACAUGUCAAAAUCAACUUCUCAUCUCAGUAUAAUCGUCUGUCUAGGACUGAUAUUUGGUUGGCCGGCAGUAUUUGUAUUUGGUGAACAUUCCACAGAGACGACGUUUCCUGAGAUUUAUGGUAAAUCCUGUAUGGUAGACGAUAACCUUAAAACCACAUUAUAUCCUACCUUGUUUUUCUGCAACCUUCUUCUUAUUUUUAUUGUAUGUUUCAGUUUAAUAUUAAUACUCUAUGGGCGAAUAUUCUAUUCAAUACUAAAGUGGAAAAAAGAACGGGAUAUUUUGAAGAUGAAAUAUGCAAGACCAGAAAUUGGACUUAAUCGUAAUUCGUCUAGUUCAAGUUUAAGCUCAUACACUUUGUCGGCAUUAUACAGUCGGAAAGUAGAGUAUCAUAUACAUUUACAGUUGAAUAAUGAUAACAAUAGACAAUGUGAAAACACAACAAGAUCUUACUUACGUUUCAGUUUUUUAGAAAAGUGUAAUACUUCUGUAAAUCGGACUCAGACCGUCAAUAUGAAGAUAGUUUCAAGAAAUCGGAAGAACACUCGAAUGGUGAAAACAACUCUUAUAUGUGUAACAGUAACAGUUACGUUUAUCUUGAGCUACGUACCUUACCUAACCUUACAAAUCUUACUUAAAUCCAACCAACUUAAAGAGGAAAGCGAGAGUAUACUGUUACAUCAAAUGAUAGAGGUGGCAGCUAAGAGUUACUGCAUCAAUAACGCAUCAAACGCUAUCAUUUAUAGCAUUUUUAAUCCAAAGUUCAGACAGUGUUGUAAGGGAAUGUUUUAUCCAGUAAAAAAAUGA